AAAAAUUUGUAAUCAACAUGACGUGUCAUGGUAGCGACUAUAUAUCACAAAAUACUUAGUGUGUAUCUUUUCAAUAUUUAAUUACCAAUCUUGCUAUUAAAAUUAACAUUUUAUUGUAGACAAUAUAAUGUGGAGUUGUGAAUUCACUUUUAUGUAAUUUCUAUUUCUUUAAAACAUCAUUGAAAAGUCAUUUGCACAAAGCAAAAAUAAUAAUAAAGGACAAUGAUGUUAAGAUUGAUAAGUGUUUUGUGCGUAAUUCCUCUUAUUCCAGGAUUUUAUUUACCUGGAUUAGCACCGGUGAAUUUUUGCAAAGCCGGUGAUACGACAGAAACUUGUAAGUCGGAGAUAAAUAUGUUUGUAAAUCGACUAAACUCGGAACAAAAUGCUCUUCCCUAUGAAUAUCAUCAUUUUGACUUUUGUCCAAGUGAUGAAAGUUUAUCACCAGUUGAAAAUUUAGGCCAAGUUGUAUUUGGAGAACGAAUUAGACCUUCUCCCUAUAAGCUUGAAUUUUUGAAAACUUAUAACUGUGCAAAAGUUUGUGUUAAAACUUAUACUGGUGGAAAUGAAGAAGACAACAGAAAAUUGCAGUUACUUAAGAAAGGAAUGGCACUCAAUUAUCAGCAUCAUUGGAUUGUUGACAAUAUGCCAGUAACAUGGUGUUACUCAGUAGCAGAGGAUCGUCAAUAUUGUAGUAUUGGUUUUCCGAUGGGAUGUUUUAAUGGCCAAACACGAACAGAAGAAGAUCCUUGCGGCAUUAAUCCCAACUACAACAAAUUAAAUACAUAUUACUUGUUCAAUCAUGUGGAUUUAACAAUUACUUAUCACAGCGGAGCAAAGGAGGAAUGGGGUGCUGGUUUCAAAGAAAAUGGAGGGCGUAUUAUAUCUGUUAAGGUAAACCCUCGAAGCAUUAAGCAUCCAGAAAAAGUAUUGGAUUGUGUAUCAACUAGUCCUUUGGAAAUUCCCGCAGAUGAGCUUCAUCAAGGAGAUAAAUUGGCUAUCACAUAUUCAUACUCUGUUAAAUUCCAGGAAAAUAAUGUUAUCAAAUGGUCUUCAAGAUGGGAUUACAUUCUAGAAUCAAUGCCACAUACAAAUAUUCAAUGGUUCAGCAUUUUGAAUUCACUGGUUAUUGUAUUAUUUCUGUCAGGAAUGGUUGCAAUGAUUAUGCUUCGAACUUUACACAAAGAUAUUGCUCGCUACAAUCAGGUAUACUUCCAGAUAGAGUCAGGCGAAGAUGCGCAAGAAGAAUUUGGAUGGAAACUGGUUCACGGCGAUGUAUUUCGACCUCCUCGGAAAGGAAUGCUUCUAUCUGUUCUCUUGGGAUCAGGCAUCCAAGUAUUUUUCAUGACUCUUGUUACUUUAGCCUUUGCGUGUCUCGGAUUUCUAUCGCCUGCAAACAGAGGAGCUUUAAUGACUUGUGCAAUGGUUUUAUACGUUUGUUUGGGAACAACUGCCGGUUACGUUUCGGCUAGAAUGUACAAAAGUUUUGGUGGUGACAAGUGGAAAUCGAACGUACUUCUCACAGCGAUGCUCAGUCCGGGAAUCGUCUUCAGUUUAUUCUUCGUAAUGAAUCUUAUCUUUUGGUCGAAAGGCAGUUCUGCUGCUGUGCCAUUCAGUACACUUAUAGCUCUUUUGGCUCUCUGGUUUUGCAUCUCAGUUCCACUGACUUUUAUUGGAGCUUAUUUUGGAUUCAGAAAACGACCUUUGGAACAUCCAGUAAGAACGAAUCAAAUUCCGAGACAAAUACCUGAACAGAGUUUCUACACACAAGCAGUACCUGGAGUAGUAAUGGGUGGUGUUUUACCAUUUGGUUGCAUUUUCAUACAAUUGUUCUUCAUUCUAAACUCUCUUUGGUCAAAUCAAAUGUACUACAUGUUCGGCUUUCUCUUUUUGGUAUUUUUGAUUUUGAUCAUUACUUGUUCAGAAACGACCAUUCUCCUCUGCUAUUUUCAUCUCUGCGCAGAAGACUAUCAAUGGUGGUGGCGCAGUUUCUUAACUUCUGGAUUCACAGCUUUUUAUCUUUUAAUUUAUUGUGUACAUUAUUUUAUGACGAAAUUGAAUAUAGAAGAUGCAGUUUCAACUUUUCUUUACUUCGGAUAUACAUUUAUAAUUGUCUUCUUGUUCUUCCUAUUGACAGGGUCGAUUGGAUUUUUUGCAUGUUUCUGGUUCGUGAGAAAAAUUUACAGUGUAGUAAAAGUUGACUGAAACAAAUAACAAGUAAGUGACAACAUUUUUAAAUGUGUCAUAAUCUACGCAAACGAUAAUUGUCGUACUUUCAAUUGGAAAAUCGUAAGAAAUGUUUAGAUUUAUUUAAAAAAGUUCUGCAAAAACAAAAAGUACUACAAAAAACUAAAAAAAAAAAAAAAAAAAAAAAAAAAAAAAAAAAAAAAAAAAAAAAAAUUUAUACCAUACGUACAUAUAAAUGUAACUUGACCGUAAUUUAUUUAAAGGCACAUUAAAACAUGAAUAAUUUUUUUCAUCACUCGUUUGUCAACAGUCGAGCGCCUUCGUUAAAUUUCUCGUCCUUGGCGCGGUUGUUCGCUACAAAAACAGUUGGGCAGCAGUCAAGUUUAAUAACUUAACUGCUACCACCGCGUACAAUCGAGCGUUGAGCGAAUUAUUUAUUACAUCCAGACGCUCAACUGUAUGUGUUUGUACUUUUUUCCUUAGAGUAAUAAUAAUUUCUUCAAUACUGAGUUAUAAAAUCUAAAUAAUUUCAUCAUCAGCAAAAUUAUUACUGCAAAUAAAAAUUUAUUAUUCGACUAUAAUUUUAUAUAAAAUGUGAAUGCAAGGUUGCCUACAAAAGUGGUCAGUUAUUUGAAAAUGAAAAGAAAACUGAGAAUUACUUUGUAGCGCGGUUGUAUAUCUAUUGUUGUAAAUAAAAGAUGACGAGAAAGAGAA
Messenger RNA from Leptopilina heterotoma, 2898 nucleotides. It is a transcript of the gene TM9SF2, whose product is annotated as transmembrane 9 superfamily member 2. Gene Ontology annotation, cellular component: membrane. Gene Ontology annotation, biological process: protein localization to membrane. The record is from RefSeq and is a predicted model, not a curated record. NCBI's taxonomy places the organism in Eukaryota, Metazoa, Arthropoda, Insecta, Hymenoptera, Figitidae. The transcript has 15 exons. Bases 223 to 2202 code for a protein of 659 amino acids.